Molecule: messenger RNA, 1651 nt
Organism: Olea europaea var. sylvestris
Lineage: Eukaryota; Viridiplantae; Streptophyta; Magnoliopsida; Lamiales; Oleaceae
Product: GATA transcription factor 19-like
Exons: 11
Coding region: 226-1308 (360 amino acids)
Biological process (GO): regulation of DNA-templated transcription
Molecular function (GO): sequence-specific DNA binding; protein binding; zinc ion binding
Source: RefSeq, a predicted model, not a curated record
CAUUGACACAAUAAUCACUUAUUCAUAAUCAGAUUUUAAUUACUUCAAAAUCAAUUUUUAAUUGAACAAUAAUCAUUGUCUCGACAAUUUUGUACACCGUUUCCUUAGGGUUAGGGUUCGAAUUUGUCUUCCGUUUUUUCACAUAUACAAUCAGUAUACACACAGAUAUAGACAUAUAUGUGUAUGUAACUAUAUACAUGCAUGCAUAUGUGUAUAUAUAAAUAAAUGGAUGCGAUGAAACCGAGGGCUUACGGUGAGGACUAUAUGAUCAUGCCAAUACGAGUGCAUGACAACGGCGGAGGAUUCGAAGCCGGUGAUAUCGGUGGCGGCGGUGAGGAGAAGAUGAGUAGUAGUGAGGAAAUGUCGGCACCAAUGGCGGUUCCUGUAAAUUAUCAAUCGAGAACCCCUGCAUCGAGGACUAGUGAGCUCACCAUAUCCUUUGAAGGGGAAGUUUAUGUUUUUCCUGCCGUCACUCCUGAAAAGGUGCAAGCAGUGUUGUUGCUUUUGGGUGGCCAAGAAAUGCCUGUUAGUGUAUCCAGCUCAGAAUUUCUGUUACGACAGAAUAAUAAGGCUGUAGAUGAUGGUUUGAGUCCUACUGUUUCUCAGAGAAUUGCAUCUCUUGUUAGGUUCCGUGAGAAGCGGAAAGAAAGAUGCUUUGAGAAGAAGAUUAGGUACACUUGCCGAAAAGAAGUUGCUCAAAAGAUGCACCGUAAAAAUGGCCAAUUUGCCUCAGUAAAGGAGAGUCCCAAAACAUCGAAUGAUAUUUGGGUUUCAGGCCACGACACUUCUCGUGCAGAACCAGUGUUACGUAGAUGUGUUCAUUGUGGGGUUACUGAAAAUUCUACUCCAGCAAUGCGGCGGGGGCCAGCAGGUCCUAGAACUUUAUGCAAUGCUUGUGGAUUGAUGUGGGCGAACAAGGGAACUCUGAGGGAUCUUACAAAAGGACAGAGGCAAAUAUCAUUUGAUCAAAGUGAGCCAGAAACUCCUGAGAUCAAGCCUGCUGCCAAUGAACCUGAAAGUUCCUAUCACAACCAGGAUGAGGAGAGAACCCCAGAACAGACACAACCUGCACUAUUGGAGUCUGCAAAAUUUUCAAUUAGACCAACUGCGCAGGACUUGAUGGAAACUACUGAAGGAAUUACUGAAGAUUCCUCCAUUGGAAUAGGAAAUUCUUCGGUCAACCUUGACGAACAGGAAACAAUUGAAGAACUUGCAAAUGUUUCAGCCACAGAAUUCGAUAUUCCAGCAAACUUCUGUGAGCAGGUUGACGUCGAUUCACAUAUGGGUACUGACUGGCCCGGUACAUGAUCGAGAUUCAGGAAGAUGCUGACCGUUGAGAUGUUUUUGUUUAUAGUACUGAGAUACAAUCUGGGUGUUAGACAAAACUUUUAACUUCAAUAGAUAAAUAAACGAUGCAACUCUUGGAGAAGAUUUUUAGUGUACUGGAUAGACAACUGGAGGAAAUGUACCAGUUUAUCCCCCUUGGAUUGAAGGUUCUGUUUAGUUGUAAAUUAAGUAGGUUUUUUUUUUUUUUUUUUUUUUUUUUUUUUUUUUUUUUUUUUUUUUUUAUGUAGAUAGCCAUUUAUUUUCCUUGUAUAAUAUUUUUGGAGACAUGGCACAAUGUGUAUAUGGGGAAUCCCAUUUUGGGUUA